Molecule: messenger RNA, 1059 nt
Organism: Vicugna pacos (alpaca)
Lineage: Eukaryota; Metazoa; Chordata; Mammalia; Artiodactyla; Camelidae
Gene: TNP2
Product: transition protein 2
Biological process (GO): acrosome reaction; spermatogenesis; penetration of zona pellucida
Cellular component (GO): nucleus; nucleosome
Molecular function (GO): zinc ion binding; DNA binding
Source: RefSeq, a predicted model, not a curated record
GGGAGGUGGACCCAACUGGAUCUGACCCAGGGGUCCCUACUCUCAACCAACAGAUGGGACUACCCUAGAGUGCUCCCUGAAAGUUGCCCCACCUUGAAGGGUAGGGUAAGGGUAGGAGUUUUGUCCCAGGUGGGCCACAUCUGUUACACCCCUGUGGCCUAUGCCAUCACAAUCGGUCCGAACUAUAUAACCAGGGGCUGCCGGGGCCUCUGUAAAGCUGGGUGUGCUGGAAGAGGAGGAGGAGGAGGAGGCCUCUGCCUCUGCAAGCGUGUCCUCCCAUGGACACCAAGACGCAGAGCCUUUCCAACACCCACACCCAGCCCCGCAGCAACUCUCGGCCCCAAAGCCACACCUGCAACCAGUGCAGCUGCAGCCACCACUGCCAGAACUGCAGCCAGAGCUGCAGCCGGAGCCAGAGUUGCAGCCGGAGCCGGACCUCCAGCCGGAGCCGGACCUCCAGCCAGAGCCCGACAGGCCACCGCAGCCUACCUGGCUACCAGAGCCAGAGUCCAAGCCCCAGCCCACCAGUGAGGCAUUACAAACACACCAUGCACUCCCACCACUGCCCCAUGCGGCUCACCACCCAUUCCUGCAGCCACUCCAAGAACAGAAAGAACUUGGAAGGAAAGGUAAACAAGAGGAAACUGGUCAAGAGGAGCCAGCAGGUGUGCAAAGCGAAGAGGCGGAGCUCAGGACGAAAACACAACUGAGAUGGCACCCCAUUGCUCGUUCCUGUGUCAGUUUCACCCAGAUGAGAAACACCAUCGGUGAACAUGGAAUACUAGAAGGAAAAGUCAAACCUUUUGCAGGAACAUGUUACUACAGUGAUUUCUAUGCAACCUUGAUUAAAGCUUGUACACUGGAUGACUUAUUCUUGAGUCGGCAUUUUGAUUCCACUAAAGGUGUCGUGUGUUUUGGGGCCUGGUGUGGAGGCACAAAGCAGGGAAGAGGUUGAGUAGGGAGGAAGGACACACCUUGUGAUGGGACCUCAUGAAAGUGUAAAGAGACAGUCCUGGCACAGGGCCAGAAAUGGUGGGAGCUGGAGCCACAAAGAAGCCU